AGCUGACAAAACAAGAUGGACGAAUUUAACAUCUUAAUUUCUCUUAAAGCACAUGGAAUCCGGUGUCAAAAAAUUUAAAAAUUUGGAAUAUUCCGUAUAUUCAAUAUGCGCUAAGCCAGUCACGGAACGCUCGUAAAUAUAAUCUGAAUUACAGUGAACUAAAGUGUUGAAUCGAAAUUCAGUAACCGUUAAUUGGUGCUACAUAUGUAAAUAACCCAUAACCAAACAUUGAGAAGUGCCAGAGUUUCGAAGAAACUGCGUGUCUAUCGUUCACGUUGAAUAUCUCGUUUAAGCCGAAAUUAGUGUAUCUGGAUACGAUUAUUGGAUUAUUUCCGGGCAUAUGACAUAUUAAUCGUAAACACACGCACACGAUAUUCCGAUUGACAGUUUGUAUUAUUGAUUUGUUCCCUUUUUCUCGCCACAUUUUUUUCUUCUAAUUCAACCAACAUGGAACAUUGAAGUUGUUUUGUCAUUUCACCUAUCAAAGUAGAGUCGCAUGUAUUAUGCAAUUAUAGAAUCGAAACGCAACAACAACAACACACAUUACAUAGCCACUUUGUAAUUAUUUUGCUUGAAUGAGUUUAUAGUGAGUAAGUAACCGAACUGCAAGGAUUUUCUUCCUGGAAUCAGUUUAAUUUGUGUCAUCGCGCGAGAGUGUGGAGUCGCAACCAUUUAUAUCUGGGCAGUAAUAUGUCUGCUAACGUGUCAAUGGAAUCGGGCUCAUCGUCUCAACAACAACAACCAACAUCACUGACAAAGGACGAUGGGACGUCAUCCUACGCCACGGUCGUGCUCAGUCUGAAAUCACAGCCGCGUGAUCAAGACAAGAACGACAAUAAUAAAGAGAAUAUCGGCAAGGAUGUUAACAACAUCGAUGCAUCGAAUAAACAAAAUGAUGUCGUAGCCACCGUCCAACCGAAUCAACAAUCGCAACAGCAGCAGCAACAACAACAACACCCAUCGACCUCUUCAUCGGAUGACGUUGACGCGGGCAACGGCGAUGAUGAUGAUUUGUUUACACCGGUUGUAUCGAAUAGUCGAAGGGAACGUCGCAACGGUGGUCGCAAAGAUAAGCCGAAAACGCGGCCACUGAGCGGAACAAGUAAAGCACGUGAUCGGGGCCGCACGGCCAAGGCGGAGAGUCGGGAGAAACGGGACAAUAAGAAAGAGGGACGUGAUCGGACGGAUAAGGAUACGGCAACGAAAACGGAAAGCGAAACGGAAAAUACGACACCAAAGUCAGGCAACGAGGAGGAUGCGGAUGCAGAGCCGGUUAAGUUUGUGGAAGCUCCGAUACCGAAAGUGAAUGCAUGGAAGAUAAACAAACCGAACGCUGUGUCGCCUCAACAACAAACUGCUGCAACCAUACCUUUGGAUAAACGUGUAUUACAACCAAAGCAACAGAUCAAAUCACAGGAUGUAAAAAAUAAUUCGAGCAUGGAAAAUCGUCAACAGCCACAACAAAAUCAGCAACAGCAAAGUAAUAGGCAACAGCAAAAUCAACAACAACCGCAACAAAACCCACAACAACCGCAACCAUCCGGACCGAUAGUUGUCAAAGCUUCCAAAGACAAAAAGAAAAUAAACCAAAAGGCUAGUGAUUUUUCGAACGUAGGUGAUUGGCCUAUACUCGGAAAAGUUCCCGUUCACGAUCCUAUUCGCAAACCAAUGACAACUGUGAAAGAGACUCCUGUCGCACCAGCUCCCACAAAUGCACCACCGUCUACAAUCACACCGCCAGCUGCACCUGCAGCCGCAACGACAGCACCGACUACGACAAAAGCGAAACCAGUCGAAAAGGAACCAUCGCCCGUACCACGGUCGAAUCGCUCCACGUCACGUUCGAAAUCGGCAGCGAGUACAUCGAAUGACCAAGCACAGAGUCCUGUUAAUGGUGCAACAGCAUCAUCGGCAACGGCAUUAACCAACGGAAAUGGUAACGCGGCUAACGGUAAACGAAAUUCGAAACAACGCUGGGUGCCUCUAGAUAUUGAUUUGCCCAAAUCCCGAUCGAAACGGGACAGCACACCGCGUAACAAACGUCGUGAUGUUGAAUAUGAAGACGACUACAGUUCAGAACGACCGGCUCGAUCUGCACAUCGAUAUCGCAAAUCGUCGUACCGAGGCGGACGUAGUUCGGCCAUUUCACGUGGCGGCCGACGCAGUGUCAAUGCAAAGACUUCGGCAGCACGUAGCCGAAACGAUGCAGACUAUUUGGAUUAUCCGUCGGAAUAUACGCUAGUCAAUAAAGUUGGUGCGGAUGUGCCACCGUUUAUGAUGCCUUACUUGGGAACAUAUUACUACAGUGGCGUGUCUGGAUUCGGAAAUAUGGAUUCGCUGAAUAUUAAAGAUGCCAUCAAGAAGCAAAUUGAGUACUACUUUAGCGAAGAGAACUUGAUGAGGGACUUCUUUCUACGACGUAAAAUGGAUCCGGAAGGUUUUCUUCCAGUUACUCUAAUCGCUUCUUUCCAUCGUGUUCAAGCAUUAAGCACGGACGUUUCGAUUGUUAUCGCUGCUGUUCAAGAGUCGGAGACUUUAGAACUGGUCAACGGUUUUAAAGUCCGAACUAAGACCGAUCCAACCAAAUGGCCGAUUAAAGCUGGCGAAAACGGCGAUGAGACACUGCCACCAUUUACAAUAACUGUACCGAAACUAGCCGCUGAACCAUUGACAACGAUUCCUCCACCUCCAUUACCCCGUAAUUCCCGAAAUCCACCAAAUUCGACAGUUGGUGAAACAGCUCCUGUCGCCGUUCAAAAUGCGAAUACCGCUGCUGUCGAUACGACCAAGCAACCAGAUGACCUGAAUCCAAAUGUUCCUGAAUUCGUUCCUGAUGUAUCGAAAAUACAGACGAACCCAGAAGAAGUGCACCAACCGUCUAGCCUUGCAAACAAUAUCAAUCCAUCAGCCAUAUCAAGUGAUAAAGCCAACGCUGUCAGUAACAAUGUAACGAGUAAAACGAACGACGAUAAUGUAACGAGUAAACCGGGCGAUUCACUGGAGAGCGAAACCAAAAGCGGUCAACUAACCUCUGACUUGUGGAAGCAGGUGAAGCGACGAUCGAAAACAAGUGCCGGGAAAGACUUACCAAAAGUGCCAAGUGUCACUAAGAUCCGUCCAUCCGAAAAGGAAGAAUUGGAUUUUCAGUUUGACGAGGAGUUGGACAUUCCUACAAGCGGACGAGUGAACAAUUUCACUGACAACUUCUCAGAUGAUGAAUCGUCGGACUAUGAGCUAUCGGAUCGUGAUAUUAAUAAAAUUCUGAUUGUAACUCAAGUGAGCCAUCGUGCGCCCAAACAUGAAGGCUACAAUCGAACCGGAGACUUUACCAGUCGCACGAAAAUUACUCAAGACUUGGAACAGGUUAUUAAUGACGGCCUCUACAACUACGAAGACGAAAUAUGGACGAGCGUGGCACCAGUGUCCAGUAGUUAUAAAACUGUCAAUGUGAUCACUCAAGCCGAUUUUGAGAAACUAGCACCUAAAAUCAAUAAACGAACCAAUCCCGACGUUCCACCACCACCGCCACCAACCUAUUCGGAAGAAUCGCGUUUGAAUGUGUCUGGCGGUGUGAAGGGGAAAGCCAGAUUCUUUGCUGCUAAUAAGGAAGAGUUUAUCGAUCCACGCACGCCACGCAAACGUAAAACACGCCAUUCAAGCAAUCCACCGGUGGAAGGACACGUCGGUUGGGUCAUGGAUUACGUUGAACAUCGUCCAAGAACGUCCAGUAUGGGCAGUUCGGCGGGAACCAGUCCCAGUGCUUCUAGUUACGGAUCGUCAGUGCCGCAAAGUUUGCCAAUAUUUCAACAUCCGUCUCAUGCACUGCUCAAGGAGAACAAUUUUACGCAACAAGCUUACCAUAAGUACCACAGUCGUUGCUUGAAGGAACGCAAGCGACUGGGCUCUGGACAAUCUCAAGAAAUGAAUACGCUGUUCCGAUUCUGGUCAUUCUUUUUGCGUGAAAAUUUCAAUAAGACAAUGUACAACGAAUUCAGGACAUUGGCUUUGGAGGAUGCGAACAAGGGAUUUAGAUAUGGCUUGGAGUGUCUCUUUAGAUUCUAUUCGUAUGGCUUGGAGAAAAAGUUCCGACCGAAUUUGUACGAUGACUUCCAGACUGAAACCAUUGCUGAUUAUGAAAAAGGUCAACUGUAUGGAAUUGAAAAAUAUUGGGCAUUUUUGAAGUACUACAAAAACGCAACCAAAUUGACGGUUGAGCCUAGACUACAGGAACACCUGACCAAAUUCAAGACCAUUGAAGACUUUCGCGUAUUAGAGCCGGAAAUCAACGAAAUGCUGCAGGGUGUUGGCACAUUACGUACAUCACCCGAUAAACGACGCUAUCGCAGUCUAUCGGAAAGUGAAGGUGUGGCUACGGUGGCACCACGAACUAUCGGCCGACCAGACGGACGGGAUAAUUAUCAAAAUCGUAAACGAUGUGAUUCAUUUGGCAAUCGCCCAGUAACUGCUCCAUCAACAUCGGCCGGCUCGUCAAGCCACCGAAAUCGUGCACCAUCAUUCGGCUCGGGCCGAACACGCAGCGAUUCAUUCGGCAAUCGGCCACAAACAGCCAACCAUCGUCCAUCGUCGCAUCGGAACGGCUGUGCGUCGAGCGUCGGUGCUGACAAUUGCUUUGCGAUACCCGCUAAUCCGACAAACACUCGUAAUAUUGGCAACGACAAUCAUUUUAUGCGCAAAGGGAUUUUCAACUCGAACAAUAAAGUACAAAGCAAAGAGCCACCCAAGAAAGAGCCAACGGAGACCAAACUUAGUGCUGACGGCAAAAAGCAAUAGUGCCAAAAAGAGAGAAAGAAAGAAACAAGGAAACGAAAAUGUGGGAGGAGAGAAAAAUUCAUUUUGUUGCUCUCAAUUCGCAAGUUUUUUUUUCGUUAUUAGAAAAUUAAUUUUUUUUUCUUUCAUUUUUAAAUUUCUAAAAUAUUUGGAAUGCAAAAUUUUCACACAGAAAAUAAUGGUCAAGGAACACAAGUCUCCCUUGUUUCCGAUAAGAAAAUUAUUUCGUUUUAAAACAAAAAAACAAAAAAAAAUUAUCUUCAGUGAAUACGAAUUAUUCUUUUUCAUCGUACUCGUCUUACAGCACUUCGAUAUUGUGGCUCUAGUCUCUCUUUGCUCAUGGAGACAUCAGACUCUGUACUUAUACAUAUAUAUAGUGAAAGUGAAUUUCUAACGCAUUUUUUUUGUAGUUCUAUUCAUCAAUCGAUAAAUUAUGUUAUCGUAACACUGAGACGUCGUUUUCAUUUGAUUUGUGUUACACAUAAAAGUUCUUACAAUCACAAAACACGAUAAAUUGUUGGGUCGAAUUAUGAGUAACCGACCGAGAAAAAUUUCAAAGUCACAAUUACGAUCCAAUUCUCUUUAUUCAUUCCACAAUCCAUAUUAUCCACUUUAUCGUGUGGAGUGGAUAUCGUUUGCGGAAUGAAUAACAUCAUUUGGACUGUAAUCUCUAGAAAUAAGGAAAUUUGCGUUCUCCUCUACCUCUCACAGUAUUCAGCAAACAAAAAAGAUUUUUCCGGAUGUGCCUCAACGCCGAAUUUCGUACCACGGCUGCUACAUGUUUUAUAAAUGCAUAAGGAAAUACUGCGGAUCAGUUGGGACGCAUAAACUCUGUUAAGAAGCUCAAACAUUUUUGCAUUUUAUUUGAAGAAAAUUCAGUUAAACUUUAACCUUUGUGUCGCCGCACAUAUAAUAAAAUGUAAAUCCACUUUGAGAUGUUCCACCAAAGUCCUUAUUCGUUAAAAAUAAGAAAUGGAGCAUCUAGUCGUCGUUUAAGCCAAUGUAAAAUUUGAAUCCGAUGGUCAAAGUGGCACUCGUACAUACAAAGAACUGAUUUUGUUUCGAAAAAGUCACCCCAGCUCGCUGCUGACACUUUCCACCACAUUUCAUAUCAAUAAUCGAUUUUGUGUCUGGAUCAAAUCUUUUGAUUCAUCCUGGUCCACAUUUUUGCUGGCGAACGAGUGCCACUAUGCUUGUCAGCGUAAUAAUUACCGAUCGGUUCGGAAUUUGUGUGAUCGUUUGAGUCGAAUGAGUUUUUUUUUUCUAUUUCCGUUCUUUGGCCGUAAUUUGAGUUUUCUGAAAGACUUCUAUUCGGUUAAAAAGUCCACAUGGACCAAUGGCUGAAUUUCCUAUCAUCUGAUUAUUUCAGCAGUAUUUUUAUUAGGGUCCAAUAGUGUUGUAUAGAACUACAAAAACUUUGCACAAAUUGUCGUUGUGGAACUUUUCACGGUCUUUCUUAGUUCGUUUAAUCAUUUCCUUUCCUUUCCUUCUGAAUUUUUUUUUUAAAUAUUUCGUUCGGUGUACUGUUGGACAGGUUUUCGGGGUUUGGUUUUUCAAACUCAUCAUCAGAGCGUAUCUAAAGACGAUUUGUUUUUUUUUAUGAAUUAGAUUUGUUGUGCCUGAGUAGAGGUGUAUUUUGUAUCGUUUUGAAAUUUGAUUUAAGAAAGCAACAGAAAAGAAAUUUGGAAUUUUGUGACAAAAUGCAAUUAGCGAAAACACGGGACAUUUAUUUUAAAAUUAAGUUUCAGUCUAAUUGUAACCUACAGUAUACAGCAAUGUGUAGAAUUCGGUGUCUGCAAUCAGAAAAAAAAAACUAAA
Messenger RNA from Bradysia coprophila, 6606 nucleotides. It is a transcript of the gene larp, whose product is annotated as La related protein. NCBI's taxonomy places the organism in Eukaryota, Metazoa, Arthropoda, Insecta, Diptera, Sciaridae. The record is from RefSeq and is a predicted model, not a curated record. Gene Ontology annotation, molecular function: RNA cap binding. Gene Ontology annotation, cellular component: cytoplasmic stress granule; cytosol. Gene Ontology annotation, biological process: mRNA stabilization; positive regulation of translation.